AUGCCGCCACACGCCGCGCCGGCCUGCUUCCUCGACGACGGACGCCUACCGGACACUGUGCUGCAAUCAGAGGAGACGACGCCGCUGCCACAACACACCACCACUCCUGCUGCUGGGCCGGCGUCGCUUACGCUCACUGACGUGUCGGCGGUGGGCUUGCCAACGCGUGCGGAAAGCCCCGCCCCCUCUCUUGGCUCGGCUGGCGGUAGCAGCUGCAUGGGUAGUGUGAGUUUUCCAGGGAGCAUGAGUUUCUUCAGUGCGCCGCCCCGUCUCUGUGUGUGCCACAACAUGGAGUGGAUAAGGGCGGCGUACGGCAGUCUGCCAUCGAAGCAGCAACAGCAGCAAGGCGACGACGAGGAACGGCAAGCCGUGCUGCUGUGCCUGAGUGCCAUUCCGACUCUCAUGUUUGGUCUGCCGCAUGCAAAGAUGUGCUUUGACCACGUGAGUCUCCGCCGCCUCCUUGUGGUGCUGCGAAGCGACGGAUGCUAG
This is a messenger RNA of Trypanosoma grayi, 489 nucleotides long. RefSeq lists its product as hypothetical. The transcript has a single exon. NCBI's taxonomy places the organism in Eukaryota, Euglenozoa, Kinetoplastea, Trypanosomatida, Trypanosomatidae. Bases 1 to 489 code for a protein of 162 amino acids. The record is from RefSeq and is a predicted model, not a curated record.